Cololabis saira (Pacific saury) is the source of this 1471-nucleotide messenger RNA. Its product is annotated as tenascin-R-like. Gene Ontology annotation, molecular function: protein binding. The record is from RefSeq and is a predicted model, not a curated record. The transcript has 6 exons. Bases 176 to 1471 code for a protein of 431 amino acids. NCBI's taxonomy places the organism in Eukaryota, Metazoa, Chordata, Actinopteri, Beloniformes, Belonidae.
AACUACCGGAAACACAACUGACUUUGAUGAGUCAACUCCCAGAAGCAUAACUGACUUAGGAGGCUUCAAUAUUGAAACCCCAACAGACGUGGACGGCUUAAUUUCCAAACACACUACAGACGUUUCUAACAAGACUGAGAAUGUGACUAAUGUCACUCCAUCCCAGAAUUCCACGAUGGAAACCAUGGCUACUUCUGAUCAUCAUACCAGUACAACGCAUUCGCCGUGGACAACCACGACACCAAAUCCAAUAGGGGCAACAUGUGCGCGAUCCCCCAUGCUGCCGCCGGUGGAACCAGAGACGAAUGAAAAUUACAUUGAGAACCCUUGCGUGGCCAUGCUCAGCUUUGGAACGUGGGUUGAAAAGAGCUGCUUGGAGAAGCUUCCUUUUAUUUGUUAUGAAGAUCGUUUCUAUGGCGAAAUCAAGGUGACUAACGUAACGGUCAACAACGCCACCCUGACCUGGACGGAGGCGCCUGGCGACAUCGACCAUUACCGCGUUGAGGUCGAAGGAGACGUGCAGACGGUGGAGAAUCAGAGGAACUUGACCACUGAUCUCGGUAGCCUGACCGCAGGCACUCGCUACACCGUCCAGGUGUUCCCUGUGAAGUGCGGUAGAGACCUGAACCCCCAGACUGAAACUUUCUACACCGUACCUCACAAAGUCAAAGAUCUCAAAGUCAUCGAUGUGGCGGAAAGUUCUGUCGUUCUGAGCUGGAACAAACCAGAUGGGAAUGCGGAUCUCUACAGUUUGAGGACUGUCGAGAGUCCAGAGAGAGACAUAAAAACAAAUGUGACUGAAGAAGAGGUCGAUGGUUUGUUACCCGGGAGCUUCUACACAGUCCUCGUCCUCUCUGGAGUCGAGGACGAGUCGAGGUGGAGUGAAGAAUCAAACAUCACGGUUUGUACCAAGCCUGGAAAAGUGUCCAACCUGCAAGCAUCCAAUAAUACCAACAACUCACUGCUUCUCAGCUGGGAAGCACCUGAGGGAAACUUCACAGGCUUCAAAGUGAAAGCUACGAGCAGUUCUAAUGAAUCGUGGUACAGUAAAGAGGUGAGUAGAGAUGAGCGAACAGUGAAUGUAACAGACCUGCCGAAUGGCAGCGAAAUCCGUCUUUUUGUGACAACGGUGGCCAAUCACACCUUGGAUGGAGACAGUGUAAACAUCACCAGCUACACUGCUCCUGGACCAAUUUCACAACUGGUGUUGACAAUGGGGUAUUCCUCUCUCAAUGCCACAUGGGAUCGCCCUAAUGGUAGUUUUUCAAUAUUCACCGUUGAGGUUUGGCAGGAAGAAAAGCUUGUGGCAAAUGAUACAACAACAGAAACUUACUGGGAGUCUUCAGAUAAUCUGAAGAGUUCAACCGGUCACAAAGUGGUGGUCUAUGCUGUUACUGGACAUCUCAAAGGCCCGGCAGUGAGCCGUUCCAACUUUACCUGUAAGGACUACAUCAUUAUCAAUCACAGCUGA